AUGAAGGUUCUCGCUACUCUUCUCGCCUCAGUCGGCUUGGUAGCCGCCCACGGCUAUGUUGACAAUGCCACCAUUGGCGGCCAAUACUACCAAUUCUAUCAGCCUUAUAUGGACCCCUACAUGGGCAACAACAAGCCCCAGAGAGUCUCUCGCUCCAUCCCCGGUAACGGUCCCGUCGAGAAUGUCGACUCCAUCGAUGUCCAGUGCAAUGCUGGCUCUGUUCCCGCUCCUCUCCACGCCCCUGCCGCUGCUGGUUCAACUGUGACCCUUCACUGGACUCUCUGGCCUGACUCCCACAUGGGCCCCGUCAUUACCUACAUGGCUCGUUGCCCCGAUAGCGGUUGCCAGAACUGGUCUCCUGGUACCUCGGCCGUCUGGUUCAAAAUCAAGCAAGGUGGCCGUGAGGGCACCUCCAACAACUGGGCUGCCACCCCUCUCAUGAAGAGCCCCGCCACUUACCAGUACACCAUUCCCUCUUGCAUUCGUCCCGGCUACUACCUUGUCCGCCACGAGAUCAUUGCCCUCCAUGCUGCUUGGGCCUACCCUGGUGCUCAGUUCUACCCCGGUUGCCAUCAGCUACAGGUUACUGGUGGCGGUUCUACCAACCCCACCAACUUGGUCUCCUUCCCCGGCGCCUACAAGAGCACCGACCCCGGUGUUACCUAUGAUGCUUACAAGGCUCAAGCCUAUACCAUUCCCGGACCUGCCGUCUUCACCUGCUAACUGGCGUGUUAGUGACAGCGUUGGACGAUGAUAUGGGGUUAUAGACUGUUGGUUUCAAUUGAAUGCCGACUCAAGGCAUGAUGGUGACUGUGGAUGGGCUUGAUGAUGUUCACUUCUUGGUACAUAUAUUUUAGCAUUGAUCUCUUCCUCUCUUCCAACUCAUGGUAUAGGAGAGAAGAUGGAGAUCUACCCCUUUUAACAUUGCUAUUCUUAGUAAAACUUUCACAAACAAGAUGAAAUUGAGUCUGCGACGAUCAUUCGAAUGGACCUGAAAUUCGGAACCCUAUUAUGA
Messenger RNA from Podospora pseudocomata, 1015 nucleotides. RefSeq lists its product as uncharacterized. The transcript has 4 exons. Bases 1 to 723 code for a protein of 240 amino acids. The record is from RefSeq and is a predicted model, not a curated record. NCBI's taxonomy places the organism in Eukaryota, Fungi, Ascomycota, Sordariomycetes, Sordariales, Podosporaceae.